Molecule: messenger RNA, 1665 nt
Organism: Linepithema humile (Argentine ant)
Lineage: Eukaryota; Metazoa; Arthropoda; Insecta; Hymenoptera; Formicidae
Source: RefSeq, a predicted model, not a curated record
UACAACAAGAGUACGUUUGAUGGAAUCGCCAUCAGAACUAUCUUGGAUAAAACAUUCCAUAAAACGAAUAAUUACAACUACACCUGAUUACCAGAAAGCUCGAAUAAAAUUAAAAAAGACUGAAGUUUUGUUAGACAUUAAUUCAGACUCUGAUUUUAAUGAGAAACUGAAGCGAAGCAGAAAACAUAGAGCAUGUGUCGCGAAAGAAAGCGAUGAUGAUUCUGUUGACGAAAAUGCCGUUAUCGUACCAUCUUUUCCGAAAAUUUCAAGUACGAAUGAAAUUCGAAAACGGAAAUGGUCAACGACGGAAACUGUUCCACCGGAUAUGGCUCAUGAUGAUAAUGCAACGAGCAACUGUUCGCAGCAGUUACGAAAAGAUUCCGAAGUGCACUACGCUCAGACCACAUCAGCAUGCAAGAAUAUGAAAACUGCUAAUAAAUCAAGCUUAACAAAUCUGGUAAAGACUAUUCAUUUACCACUUGAAAAUUAUCCAAAAACAUCGUUGGAGCACAUGGAUCUUGAAAAAGCAGAUGAAAGUAUAAACAAUAAGAGUAUAUUCAGUAUUUAUUACGUAAAAUAAUAGAAAUUUCAAAUAAGCAAUUUAAUAGCAAAGUAAUAGCAAUUUCAAAUAAGGGAAGUUUUGAAAUGCCAGAAUGAAAUAAAUUCCAAAUUAGAUCGAAUUCUGCUACUUGGAGCAUUAAACAAUAUUUCCGAAAAUGAAGAAAACAGAAACGAGAUAACAACGAUACGUAAUGCUAAAUUUUCCGCUAACUUCGUUAGAAGAUUUAAACAAAAUGGAAGAAAAAUUAUCAGAAGAAUCCUUCUAUCAGAACUUGGUAAAGUUUACAAACAUUUUAUAAUUGAUAUAAUUGAGUUUUAUAUUUAAUGUUACAAAUAUUGAUUUUGUUUCUAAAUAGGCAAAGAAUUUGAUUUUAAUUGAAGGCAGGGACGUAAAGAUUUUAUGUCUUAACUUAAUUAAAAGAAUAUUUUCGAAUGAAGUCUCUGAGCAAUUUAGUUGGAUUGGCGGCAAGAAAAAAUUAAUAUUUAGCGACCUGAAACUAUGCAAGCUAUUAUAAUGUAAGUUCUAAUACACGUUUAUCACUUCACUAUACAAAUUUUGUAUACUUAUAUAUAAUAUAAAUAUAACUAUAUAAUAUAAAUAAAACUAAUUAAUAAUACAUGCAAAAUACAUAAAUACAUGGCAAUAUUAAUAAAAGUAUAACACUGUGUGACACAAAUUUUAGACCAUAAACCAGACAAGAUGAUUUUUAUAGAUUUUUUGUCGCUGAAAACAAAUCCACUAAUGAAAUUGCUCUAUCACGUCACAUUUUAGAGAAAAUUGGACCUAAAGGUGUCGAAAAUGCUACCUUUAGCUUUCAUUUUUUGAUACUUUUUAACAUAAGUAUCUUAAAAAUGUGACGUGAUAAGACAAUUUUAUUAGCGGAUUCAUUUUCAGUGAUAAAAAAUCUAUAAGAAUAAUCUUGUCUGGUUUGUGAUCUAAAAAAAAAGUUUAAAUUUGAAUACGUGUACCAUUGAAUAAAUAUUAAUUUAGACUGUAAUUACAUAUGUGGUGAGGUGCAAAUACAAGAGUUGUAUUAACAAUGAGGAUGAAUUCUCAGGGCCUAUUAAAAGAUAGUUGGCACAUGCCAAGGAGAGAAAAAAAAA